Racocetra fulgida is the source of this 500-nucleotide messenger RNA. The record is from the annotation of a GenBank genome assembly. Lineage: Eukaryota; Fungi; Glomeromycota; Glomeromycetes; Diversisporales; Gigasporaceae.
CAUUUCGAUUGGACAAAAAGCAGAAAAAGACAGAAGUUCUUGAUUUCCUGUAUUCGUUGAUUGACAAAAAUCAUGAGAAUGAGUUUUUUAAAGCCAUGGAAUUUGAUCUUGAAAAUAGAUUGGAUGAUAAUAAUAACAGUCCAUUUGCACCUUUAAAAUUUCCGGCUUUUUAUUAUUGUUGGAUUUUAAGUAAGUUUGGGGCUUAUGCUCAAAUUACGAAUUGGUGUUUUAACGAUAUUUUGGAAAAAAGAGUUAAUGCUGAUGUUUUCAUUCAACAACAUCAUCAACAAAAUUAUGUUUUGAGCGAACAACUUGAAAAUAAUUUAAAAGAAAUAUGCGAUGCAUUUAAGAGCUAUUCCAAUACUUUGAAUAAUUGGUAUGAUGAAAUAAGAAGACUACACGAUGACAUAAAUAGUUCUUUAAUGUCGGAUGAAUUCAGAGAAUUUUUAAAGAGUAUUUGGGAAAUAAUUAAUGGCUCUAAUUUUGUUUUAAGUCGUGAU